AUGACCUCCAUAUUCCUCACCGGCGCAACUGGCUACAUCGGCGGAGCCGUGUUAGCCCGUCUUCUCACACAUCCUAGGGCCGCAAGCUUCGAUAUCACUGCUCUGGUACGCAGCGAGGCAAAGGGAGCGCUUUUGCAGAAAAAGUUCGGGGUGAAGACACUUGUCGGCGCUCUGGACAAUGUCGAUGAGAUCACCGCUGCUUCCGAGGCAUCGAACGUUGUCAUUCACACUGCGAAUUGUGACCACCUGCCGUCCGCGCAGGCAAUUCUGGCGGGCAUGAAAGCUCGCUACACCAAGACCGGCGAAGUCCCCGUGCUUAUACACACUUCCGGCACUGGGAUGCUCGUCGACGACGCCAGGGGCGCCUUCCUCUCAGAAACCAUCUACGAUGACAUGGACCUCGAGUCAGUCAAGUCUAUCUCGCCCUCCGCCUUCCACCGCAACGUCGACGUCCCAAUCGUCGAGGCCGACGUCGCCGGAUACGUCCGCGCGUACAUCGUCUCCCCGAGCGCCAUCUACGGGGUCGCCAAGCACGCGCUCGUCGACGCCGGGAUCGCGAACCGGUUCAGCCUCACCAUUCCGAUCCAGGCUCGGAUCGCCAUCAAGCGCGGGCACCCGGUCGUCGUCGGCGAGGGAAAGGGCGCGUGGCCCGUGGUGCACAUCGACGACACCGCCGAGUUCUACAUCCAGCUCUUCGACGCCGUCCUCGGCGGCGGCCGCGAAACCGUCGGCCACGGCGCAGAGGGCCUGUACUUCCUCGAGAACGGCGAGCUGACGUGGGGCGCCAUGGCGCACUCGAUUGGACAGGCGAUGGCGGCGAGCGGCUUCGUCUCUGGGCCCGCGCUCGCGCCCAAGCCGCUCACCACUCCGGAGCAGCUGGUCGAGUUGUUUGGAAACGAGAUUGUGGGCUGGAUAUUCGGCUCGAACGCGCGGUGCAAGGCGAACCGGGCACGCGCUCAGGUGGGGUGGAAGCCGAAGUACGGGGUGGAGGGCUUCGAUGCGAGCACCGUGGAAGACAUCCAGGGCUUGCUCCAGGAGGAGAAGAAAUAG
Epithele typhae is the source of this 1050-nucleotide messenger RNA. Its product is annotated as NAD-P-binding protein. Lineage: Eukaryota; Fungi; Basidiomycota; Agaricomycetes; Polyporales; Epitheliaceae. The coding region runs from base 1 to 1050 and encodes 349 amino acids. The record is from RefSeq and is a predicted model, not a curated record. The transcript has 5 exons.